Paecilomyces variotii is the source of this 855-nucleotide messenger RNA. RefSeq names its product NADH-ubiquinone oxidoreductase 304 kDa subunit precursor. Gene Ontology annotation, molecular function: NADH dehydrogenase (ubiquinone) activity. The transcript has 3 exons. The record is from RefSeq and is a predicted model, not a curated record. Lineage: Eukaryota; Fungi; Ascomycota; Eurotiomycetes; Eurotiales; Thermoascaceae. Bases 1 to 855 code for a protein of 284 amino acids.
AUGGCGUCUGCGCGCUCUCUGAUGCGGCUGGGGAGCAGCCGCUCCUGGGCUUCUGCAUCCAGGGUGUCCGUAUGUGCCCGCGCCUUCUCCUCGACCCCUCUGCAGCGUUCGUCUGAGGAUGUGCCCAAUAUGCGGCAGGCGCAGCGUCCUCCAUUGGGGCCGCUGAAAGCCCCCAUUGUCAAUCCUACCGACAAGUACGCGGACAAGGCCGACAGCCUCCACACCUACGGUCAAUACAUCAUUUCCUGCCUGCCGAAAUACGUCCAGCAGUUCUCCGUCUGGAAAGACGAGCUUACGAUCUACGUCUCUCCUUCCGGCAUUAUUCCCGUCUUCACCUUCCUCAAGUACCACACCGCGGCGGAAUAUACCCAGAUCUCCGACAUCACCGCCGUUGAUUACCCGACCCGGGAUGCGCGCUUUGAGGUCGUCUACAACCUGCUCAGUGUCCGCCAUAACUCGCGUAUUCGUGUGAAGACCUAUGCCGAUGAGGCGUCUCCCGUUCCCAGUGUCACCUCUCUGUAUGAUGGUGCUCUGUGGUACGAGCGUGAGGUCUACGAUAUGUUCGGUGUUUUCUUCAGCGGCCAUCCUGAUCUCCGUCGUAUCAUGACCGACUACGGCUUCGAUGGCCACCCCCUACGCAAGGACUUCCCUCUCACUGGUUACACUGAGAUCCGCUAUGACGAGGAGAAGAAGCGCAUUGUCGUCGAGCCGCUCGAGUUGACCCAGGCCUUCCGUAACUUUGAGGGAGGUACGGCUGCCUGGGAGCCAGUUGGCCCUGGCACUGACAGAACGCCUGACUCGUUCAAGCUUCCUACGCCCAAGCCUGAGGAGAAGAAGGAAGAGGAAAAGAAAUAG